Messenger RNA from Ananas comosus (pineapple), 1695 nucleotides. RefSeq names its product phospholipase A(1) LCAT3-like. The record is from RefSeq and is a predicted model, not a curated record. Bases 81 to 1478 code for a protein of 465 amino acids. The transcript has 11 exons. Gene Ontology annotation, biological process: lipid metabolic process. NCBI's taxonomy places the organism in Eukaryota, Viridiplantae, Streptophyta, Magnoliopsida, Poales, Bromeliaceae.
CCACAUUUAUACUCUCCUCUCUCUUUUCAUCGCGGUCUCAUGUCCACUUUCUCUCUCCUCGUCUCCAUCUCCACCCGUGGAUGUUCGGCGACUGCGGCCUCCGGAUCCCCUGGCUCCGUCGCCGGCGCCGGAGGAGGCGGAGCGGCGGCGGAGGUGGGGCGGGGGUGGAGCCGGUGUUGCUGGUGUCGGGAAUGGGGGGAUCGAUCCUGAACGCGCGGAGCAAGAGGAGCAAGCGCGAGCUCCGGGCGUGGGUUAGGGUUUUCCUCGCCAAUCUCGAGUUCAAGAAGUACCUCUGGUCCAUGUACAACGCCGACACCGGGUAUACGGAGCCUCUUGAUUCCGAUGUUGAGAUCUGCGUACCGGAGGAUGAGUAUGGGUUGCAGGCGAUCGAUAUUUUGGAUCCUUCAUGGUGGGUAAAACUUCUGCGUGUGACUGAUGUUUAUCACUUCCACGAUAUGAUUGAUAUGCUGGUUGAAUGUGGAUAUGAAAAAGGAACAACAUUAUUUGGAUAUGGUUAUGACUUUCGUCAGAGCAGUAGAAUAGAGAAAACGAUGAUGGGACUGAAAGAAAAACUUGAGACCGCAUAUAAGGCUUCGGGAGGGCAAAAAGUUAAUGUAAUCUCACAUUCCAUGGGUGGUUUGCUUGUCCGAUGCUUCAUGUCACUUCAUAAUGAUGUGUUUGCAAUGUAUGUAAACAAGUGGAUUUGCAUUGCGUGCCCUUUCCAAGGUGCCCCAGGAUGUAUCAAUGAUUCUCUUUUAACGGGGUUGCAGUUUGUUUAUGGUUUUGAAAGCUUCUUCUUCGUUUCCAGAUGGAAUAUGCACCAACUGCUGGUCGAAUGUCCAUCUAUAUAUGAAAUGCUGCCAUAUUCAAACUUCAAGUGGAAUCAACAACCGCUGGUUCAAGUUUGGCGGAAGCUGUCUGGAGAGAAUGAAGAAGUCAAGUUGCAAGAAUAUGAUGCAACUAAUUGUGUUUCUUUGUUUGAAGAAGCUUUAAGAGAUAACAAGCUGGAUUACAAUGGAAAGUCAAUCCCUCUUCCGUUCAAUUAUUCAAUUUUCAAAUGGGCAACUGAUACUCGCCAAAUUCUUGACAAUGCUCAAUUACCAAGUGCUGUCAGCUUCUACAAUAUAUAUGGAAUUUCAUUGGAUACUCCAUAUAAUGUCUGUUACGGCUCUGAAAGCUCUCCUAUUGGGGAUUUAUCAGAAAUAUGCCACACAAUGAUGGUGCAUUUUCAGCCUCAGUAUGAAUAUGUGGACGGAGAUGGCACUGUUCCUACUGAAUCAGCUAAGGCUGAUGGAUUCGCAGCAACUGCAAGAGUUGGUAUUAAAGCCAGCCACCGAGGGCUACUGAACGAUGAGAGAGUGUUUCAACUUCUGAAGCAAUGGUUGGGUGCGGGCGAGAAGUCGCGGCAACAACCAAUGUCGACUUCGAAAGUGAUGGACUUCUCUCAGGAGUCGAUUCCUUUUCAAAUGGCUCCAUAGAAUGUUAUAUGCAAGACCAUUUUACAUAACUUUUUUUGUUCUUUCUUACUUUCUCCUCUACACAAUGGGAUAAAGAGGGGUUGUGUGUUAGUUUCUUUUCACUCAAAAAGUUCAUCAAACCACAUUCUCUAGUUUGGGAAGGAAACAUACAAUCAAAAGAAAAUUGUUUCAUUUGAAAGAGAAUUUGACUUCACAGAUUACAAAUUAAAAUUCGAAA